This is a messenger RNA of Nicrophorus vespilloides, 1006 nucleotides long. Its product is annotated as protein FAM192A. NCBI's taxonomy places the organism in Eukaryota, Metazoa, Arthropoda, Insecta, Coleoptera, Silphidae. The record is from RefSeq and is a predicted model, not a curated record. The coding region runs from base 162 to 848 and encodes 228 amino acids. Gene Ontology annotation, cellular component: nucleus. The transcript is spliced from 3 exons.
CUAAAAUAUUUAAGAUCAUACAUUUAUAUCUCAGUACACUGUUUAAUAUAUACUAUAUACUCAUUUGAAGCUAUAUGCUUUACAUGAUCUACCAUUAUAUUGAGUAGUUGCAAGUGGGUACACUAUUUCUUAUUUUUUAUAUUAAAUACGUAAUAAACAAAAUGAGUUCGGGUUUUAUAACGGAAAGUGAAGUACAAGAAGUAAGGAAGAAAAGGCAGGAAGAAUGGGAACGUGUCCGAAAAGCAGAGGAUCCAAUAGAACGUCCAGAGCAACCUUCAGACAACCGAAGUUUGUUUGAUAAACUACAGGAACAGAAACAGAAGAAGGAUAUGGAAUAUGAAGAAGCACACAAAUUAAAAAAUAUGAUAAAAGGCCUUGAUGAUGAUGAAAUAGAAUUUUUAGAUUUGGUGGACCGUAGCAAAAUGGCAGCAGAUCGUAAAAAAAAUUUGGAAGAGCAAAAGGAACUGAGUGAUUACAGAAACCGAGUAGCCACCUUGCAGGAGAAGUCACUAGAUCAAAAGAUACAAGCAGAAAUGUCAAAGAGCAAGCCGAAGUCUCAAAUAAAUAGAAAGUCACAAAUAAAACUGCUCCAAGGUGCAGUUGUCAAGAAAUCUGAACCUAAAAAACGAAAAAUUUCAGAGAGUGAGACUGAAGUGAAAGAUAAUAUUACUACACCAUGCAAUACUGGUUUAACUUGUAUUGGAAUAUUGCCAGGCUUAGGUUGCUAUAAUGAUUCCAGCUCUGAUGAGGAUGAAAGCUCUUCAGAUUUUGAUGAAGAUAUUCAUGAUGGAAAUGUUAAAAAGGAUUUGUUAGGGAGAAAAAUUAUCAAAAAGGAUGUUACUGAAUAAAUUUCUGUUUAAAAAGAAAUAUUGUAUUAAGUUGCUAUAUAUGUGUAAUUAAUCUAAAUAGCUCCAUAUGAAUUUGGAGAUACACUUUAUAACAUAUAACAAAUGUAUAUGCUAGAGUUUACAAUUUAUUUUAAUUAUAUUAUUAUUAAUAAAUUUAU